CAAGGUGACUGACAGGCCGCCUCGGUGGUGGAUUGAGCGGGUCUGAGCGAGGUUCCCAGAGGGCUGCGCGUGCUGCGCUAGCCGGCGCUGUCAUGGCGGGCGUGCUGAAGAAGACCACUGGCCUUGUGGGAUUGGCUGUAUGUGAGAGUCCACACGACAGGCUAAGAAUAUUGUACGCAAAGAUUCUUGAUGUUCUUGAGCAAGUCCCUAAAACUGCUGCCUACAGAAAGUAUACAGAACAGAUUACAAAUGAGAGGCUGGGUAUGGUUAAAGCGGAACCAGAUGUUAAAAAAUUAGAAGACCAACUCCAGGGUGGCCAAAUAGAAGAGGUGAUUCUUCAGGCUGAAAAUGAACUAAGUCUGGCAAGAAAAAUGCUACAAUGGAAACCAUGGGAGCCUUUAGUGGAAGAGCCUCCUGCCAACCAGUGGAAAUGGCCAAUAUAAUCAUGAUUAAAUGACUUGUGUGUUGACAGGAAAAUGAUAUAAUUAAAUGUUCUGUUGUAUCAAAAAUGUUUCCAUGUUAUUGACAUCUUAUAAUCAAAAAAAUUGAUAUAAACAUAUUUAGGAGACUUGUUAAAAUUGAUGAUUAUGUAAUAGGAACUUACGAAUCAGUUUUGGUUUAUAGAGCAUUCAUUCAAAUUAUUUCAAAGAUGAUAUUUUUUUCAAACAGAUGUGGGAGAUUUGGAGGUUAAUUAGAAAAAUUCCUGUAGAUUUCAACACAGAGGCCAUGUUUGAAGUCUGAAGUAUUUUUAGUAUUCAGCACAUCAUUUAGUGUUUUUUAUUCUGAAAAAAAAAA
This is a messenger RNA of Rhinolophus ferrumequinum (greater horseshoe bat), 795 nucleotides long. It is a transcript of the gene NDUFA5, whose product is annotated as NADH:ubiquinone oxidoreductase subunit A5. Lineage: Eukaryota; Metazoa; Chordata; Mammalia; Chiroptera; Rhinolophidae. Gene Ontology annotation, biological process: respiratory electron transport chain. The transcript has 5 exons. The record is from RefSeq and is a predicted model, not a curated record. The coding region runs from base 93 to 443 and encodes 116 amino acids.